AUGACGGGUUUACCCAAUAAUUCACUGAAUGAUACAACAAAAAGAAAAGAACUAGAGAUAAUAAAGGCAUCCCUUUGCUUGUUUGAUUUCAUCUUCAUUACUGCAGUUGGUUUGUUUAUAUUUAAGACGGUGCAGCAGAACUCUGAAAUGAAGAAAAAUGUUCAAUACUUUCUCCUGUGCCAUCAUCUUCUAUGUUGUUCUUUAUUCUCCUGUUUUGGUGUUGCAUACAAUACAAUACGAGCACUUGCUGUGGAAAGUCCCAAAAUUGUACUCUGGAUAAUCUUUGGAGUUCAAGUAGCAAUUGGAGAAGGAGUACUAAUAACUUUGACUUUGAUGACACUUAACAGAUGCUUUGCUGUUUGCUGGCCUUUUAGAUACAUAUCCUUGGUGCAUGCAGUGAAACACAAAGUCAUGAUUUGUGUUUGGAUAAUAACAAUGUUCAAAUCUAUGUGCUUGUUAUUGAUAGAAGGCAUAGACAAGUCUACAGAAGAUAUGUUUGAAGUGGUACCUUCUUGCUCAAUUGUCUUUGGUGGUCCUUUUGCCAGAACAACGGGAAUUAUUUUAAUUUUAUUUCUUGGGGCCAUCAUCAUAGUUAGCUACUGUCUCCUAUGUAGAGAAGGAAAACAUGCUGGUCAUUUCAAUAGCUCAAAUAACAAGGCCAGAAAAACUAUAAUUAUUCAUGGAUUGCAUUUGAGUUUGCUUCUAUUUCCACCUUUGAUAAUAAUCGCUGUUAAAAGAUCCAAUUUUAUUUUAAAUAUAACAGCUUUUGUUGUUUUCUUACUUGCCCAGUGCUUUAGCCCUGUGGUUUAUGGUCUGCGAAACAAAGAACUGCAAACCAAGCUAUUCAACAGGCAAAGAAUUAGUUUAUGUACUGGCCACAUGAUAAAUGGUAGAGACGUACAGCAGCCUCAGUUGAAUGACUCUGAGUUAAUUGAUACUAGAUGCGUCACUCCUGAUCCUUAG
This is a messenger RNA of Emys orbicularis (European pond turtle), 963 nucleotides long. Its product is annotated as odorant receptor 131-2-like. The transcript has a single exon. The record is from RefSeq and is a predicted model, not a curated record. Gene Ontology annotation, cellular component: membrane. Lineage: Eukaryota; Metazoa; Chordata; Testudines; Emydidae. Gene Ontology annotation, molecular function: odorant binding; olfactory receptor activity. The coding region runs from base 1 to 963 and encodes 320 amino acids. Gene Ontology annotation, biological process: detection of chemical stimulus involved in sensory perception of smell.